Molecule: messenger RNA, 1578 nt
Organism: Aricia agestis (brown argus)
Lineage: Eukaryota; Metazoa; Arthropoda; Insecta; Lepidoptera; Lycaenidae
Gene: Cyp305b1
Product: probable cytochrome P450 305a1
Exons: 8
Coding region: 84-1556 (490 amino acids)
Biological process (GO): xenobiotic metabolic process
Cellular component (GO): cytoplasm; intracellular membrane-bounded organelle
Molecular function (GO): oxidoreductase activity, acting on paired donors, with incorporation or reduction of molecular oxygen, reduced flavin or flavoprotein as one donor, and incorporation of one atom of oxygen; heme binding; iron ion binding
Source: RefSeq, a predicted model, not a curated record
CCGGCCGUCAUUAGUGACGUAAGUGCUGGUAUAUAUGUUAUCGUGGUACAGUCAUAACUCAGUCGUCGGUGUUGGUGGUCAAAAUGUACACUGUGACGCUCCUGUGUGUUACCGUCGCGGUGUUAUGGUAUGUGGUGAGCGGCGUGCUCAAACCGAGAAAGUAUCCACCGGGUCCACAAUGGUAUCCCUAUUUCGGCAGCAGCGCGAUAGUUCAGAAGUUAAUGCUAAAGCACGGUUCACAAUGGAAGGCACUAUCGCAUUUAGCCAAGGAGUACUCAACUGAUAUUCUUGGUCUCAAGUUGGGAUCUGAGCGCUUAGUAGUUCUGUUUGGAGAAAAGAAUUUGAGGAUAGCUUUCAAAGAAUCUGCCUUUGACGGUCGACCGGACAAUUAUUUCCUAAGACUGAGAUGCUUAGGCAAAAGAAUGGGUAUAACAUUCACCGAUGGCCCUCUUUGGAAGGAGCAUCGAAGUUUUACGGUGAAGCAUUUGAAGAAUGUUGGCUUCGGCAAGACCACAAUGGAGGCUGAGGUCCAGAAAGAGAUGCUGCACAUCAUCGACUACAUAGACAAGAACAGACACAAGCCCAUUAACCCCAAGGGGCAGUUGGCAAUAUCAGUGAUGAACACACUAUGGAAAUUCACAGCUGGGGAGAGAAUUGAUGAUGACAAGCUGAUGCAUCUAAUAGAUGUGAUGGAGAGGAGAUCGAAAGCUUUUACGAUGUCUGGAGGGAAACUCAACCAGUGGCCGUGGCUCAGAUUCCUAUUUCCGCAAUGGUCUGGUUAUAACCUGAUUAAGAGUGCUAAUAAACAGAUGUCGGAAAUCAUAGACGAUGCAAUAGACAAACACAGAAAUGGUGAAAUAACUGAAGAUGACUUUAUGCAUUUAUUUUUAAACGAAGUUAGACAAGGGAGGAGUACCUACACAGAGGAACAAUUACAAGUGAUAUGUUUGGACAUUUUAAUAGCGGGCUCACAGACGACGAGUAACUCAUUGCAAUUUGCUUUGUUGGCGGCGCUUAGGAAUCCGUCUAUUCAGAACAGAAUUUAUGACGAGAUAAACACAGUUCUGGGCGACCAGACGCCAUGCUGGGAGGAUACUAAUAGACUAAUUUACACGAUGGCAUUUCUUUACGAAGUUCAGAGGUACUUCGUGAUAGUACCUUUGGCGGGGCCCAGAAGGCUUUUAACCGACUUCAAAUUAGGAGAAUAUGUUUUACCUAAAGAAACGUCGGUCCUCAUAUGCGUUGGAGACACUCAUUUUGACCCGGAAAUAUGGGAGGAACCGGAAAAAUUCAACCCCGACAGAUUUAUAGGGGAGGAUGGGUCAUUUGUUAAUUUGGAACACAUUUACCCAUUUGGACAAGGUCGCAGAAGAUGUCCAGGUGAUUCCCUCGCCAGGUCAUUCCUGUUCAUAGUGUUUGUUGGGAUCCUGCAGAAGUAUAAAAUAAACUGCUGCAACGGAGUUCUGCCUAGCGACGAACCAGAUGUUGGCAUAUUAUCAUCACCCAAACCGUUCUCGAUAGACUUUAUACCGAGGCAGAAUAAAGAUGUAUUUUAAAAUAUGUGUAAUAAUUUUAAAA